This is a messenger RNA of Spea bombifrons (plains spadefoot toad), 1242 nucleotides long. RefSeq names its product RAD18 E3 ubiquitin protein ligase (gene RAD18). NCBI's taxonomy places the organism in Eukaryota, Metazoa, Chordata, Amphibia, Anura, Pelobatidae. Gene Ontology annotation, cellular component: Rad6-Rad18 complex; nucleus. The transcript has 10 exons. Bases 39 to 1184 code for a protein of 381 amino acids. Gene Ontology annotation, molecular function: ubiquitin protein ligase activity; single-stranded DNA binding. The record is from RefSeq and is a predicted model, not a curated record. Gene Ontology annotation, biological process: protein monoubiquitination; DNA damage tolerance.
AUUCGGAGGCUUUGGCUGCGCGUCUUGCUACGGAAUCUAUGGCAACCGUCCCAGUACCAGUCCCAGUACCGGGCCCCGGUGGCAGGGGCCAGCAGCACGUGCAGGAUCUCGAUGACUUGUUUCGCUGUGGAAUUUGCUUUGAUUACUUCAACAUCGCAAUGAUCAUCCCGCAGUGUUCACAUAACUACUGUUCCCUUUGUAUCCGGAAGUUUCUUUCGUACAAGACGCAGUGCCCUACCUGUUGUGUGGCAGUUACAGAGUCUGACCUCAGAAAUAACAGAAUAUUGGAUGAUCUGGUGAAGACGUUUUACUUGGCCAGGCAGCAUCUGUCCCAGUUUAGCUUGAUUUCUCCACCGACACCUCCGCAGAAUCUAUCCAAGGGCAAAUUGGAUGCUACCGCAUCCCAAGGGUGCACAGGGAAACAAAUAAAGCAAGAGAAUAAAUUAAUGGACACAUUUCUGGUGAAAACAAGCACCCCAACAUCCAAAAGAACAGCCGUCGCCUCUAGGAACGCUCCCUCCAUGUCCACAGAGACGUUGAAAGAAGAAUGUGUGGAGAUACCGUGCUCGGAGAAGGACGCUUGUGGGCCAGCAACACCCUCCACAUCUACCAUGAAAGUACAAGUGAAAGUGGAGUGCCCGGUGUGUGGUGUCGGUAUUUCGGAGCAGUAUAUAAACAAACAUCUGGAUAGCUGCCUGACCAGUGAUGAAAAGAAGGAGAGUCUACGAAGUUCUGUUAACAAAAGGAAGCCAAUGGCCAAAGUGGUUUACAACCUGCUGUCCGAUCGCGACUUAAGAAAAAGGCUGAAGGAGGUCGGCCUGUCCACACAUGGGUCUAAGCAGCAGAUGAUCAAGAGACACCAGGAAUUUGUGCAUAUGUACAACGCGCAGUGUGACUCCCUGAACCCCAAGUCAGCUUCUGAAAUUGUUUCCGAGAUUGUAAAUAACGAGAAGAUUCGCUCAUCUCUGGAGGCAAAACAAGAAAGUGGUAUGACCUUCAGCAAAGACCAAACCGAAGAAGAAAUAGAUGAAAUCCACCAACAAUACAGAAAGAAACACAAGAAUGAGUUCCAGCACCUUAUCGAGUCAAUGAAAGGCCGCUGGGGGAAGAAAGGAGGAAAACAAAUAAAGAAGGAACCCUCUGAGGAUUGCAAGAAUAACGGAGGUAAGUGUCAAUCAGAAUAACAUUGUAAGUAAUUCUCUCUUCCUGUCACUAUACGUCGGAGGGGUAAGUCAUUAGUUU